AUGUCAUUUUGGAAACGGUUAACAAAAUCUAAAGUUAAACCUCCACCAUACGAGGAAGCCAUUGGCAAGACCAUGGUUACUGAAAAGGAUAAUUCUCUGAAAAUGGAUUCUGAGAAAAGUGAGAAAGCUGCACCAAGAAUUCCUACCGAAAGAGAGGAGGAUGAAUUUGACAAAAAGUAUGAUGCAGAGUAUAAUGGACCUCCUUCUGCAGUUACCGAUGAUGAAUUAUCAACUGAUGCAUCAUCCCUCAAUGCAUGGCAAAGAGUUUUGAACCAGGUCUAUUCCGAAAUACAGGGUCUUGAAAGGUAUCUCUAUUCCCGGUAUUCUAGAAACAUAGUAUACAAAGAUAAAGACUAUGGCCAAUCACUGGGUUUAUUUUAUGUGCAAUUUAACAGAAAAAUAAUAGCAAGAUUAAUUCCUAAAAUUGAAAUAAUCAAACCAGAACAUGGUGGAUUUCCUGGUUUGAGUGAUCUUCAAAAGUUCAUUGCAAAGAAUUCUCAUCUUUUAGAUCCAGAACUUAAAGCUAGUGUAAUGAGAAAGGGGCAAUAG
Scheffersomyces amazonensis is the source of this 549-nucleotide messenger RNA. RefSeq lists its product as uncharacterized. The record is from RefSeq and is a predicted model, not a curated record. The coding region runs from base 1 to 549 and encodes 182 amino acids. NCBI's taxonomy places the organism in Eukaryota, Fungi, Ascomycota, Pichiomycetes, Serinales, Debaryomycetaceae. The transcript is spliced from 2 exons.